GCAGUGGAUAGUCUGGUAAGAAUUUUUAAUAUUCAUAACUUCAUAAUGAAAUUAUUCCAUUGUUUCUCAUUGAAAUACAUAAUUCUAUUAUCAUUUUUCCUGCAAAGUUUCAAACUAUUAUUUUUAGGCCAGCUGUUCAGCUUGCAUCUCUAUUAUCUACUGUUCACAGUACAUAGAGACUAGACAGGAUGAAGACUAGAGAGCAAAGAGCAUUCAAUUUUAUUGUUUUGUCUUCUCUCUUCUGUGCUAGUUGCAAGAAAUCUCUCUCCCCUGUUGCUCUAAAUUUAGGGUGAUUCAUAAAGCAAGUGAACGUUCUGAGCUAGUAAGUGAAAAGUGCUGUACUUAUGUUUCGCGAUAAGCCUUUAACAAGGUUAAGUUUUAAAGAGAUUAACAUAUGUCAAAGGUUUCUGAAAUGGUCGUAGUUUCUAUCUGUGUUAUUUCAAAACAUUCUUCAAACCCACAACGAUUUUGUUCAUAAUACAGUGCUUGUUAACAAGUGGCUGCAAAUGAUACAAGAUAGUUUACCAGAUUUCUGUAGCGUCGCCAAUAAUGGGUCUUUUAUUCUCCAAAAUAUGGAGUCUUUUUGGCAACGAGGAGCACAAGAUAGUGAUAGUGGGUCUGGACAACGCGGGCAAGACGACCAUCCUGUACCAGUUCCUGAUGAACGAGGUGGUGACCACCUCGCCGACCAUCGGCUCCAACGUCGAGGAAGUCGUCUGGAAGAACAUCCACUUCAUCAUGUGGGACCUGGGCGGCCAGCAGUCGCUGCGAGCUGCGUGGAGCACUUACUACUCAAAUACUGAGUUUGUGAUAGUGGUGAUCGAUUCGACGGACCGCGAGCGUCUGUCGGUGACGCGGGAGGAGUUGUACCGCAUGCUGAACGACGAGGAGCUGAGCAAGGCGGCCGUGCUCAUCCUGGCCAACAAGCAGGACAUCAACGGGGCGAUGACGGCCGCCGAAAUCAGUCGCCAGUUGGAUCUCACCGCCAUAAAAAAGCACCAGUGGCACAUACAGUCCUGCUGUGCGCUCAGCGGAGAGGGGUUAUACCAAGGCUUGGAAUGGAUCGUGAGCAGGUUAAAAAGAAAGUGACAUCCGUUCAUUUACAACGAAUAAAUGGAAUUCUGUUUUGAACUGUAUUUAAACAGAAAAUUGUGAGAGUGUUUCGAGGAACAAAAACUGUGUUUUAUUAAUAAUUGUACAAUUAUUAACGAUAUUAGAAUAGUUUUAAUGGAAUUCGUCGAAGUGCCGUUUCAGUACUUUUUAGUUGUGAAAUUGUGAUAAAAAUAGUGACAAGGAGUUGGUUGAUGAGUGAACAAUUAUUAAAACUAUGAACAUUUUAUGAGGAUCCAUCAACAUUUCAGUGUGUGAGUGCGAAAAAUAGGCUAAUUGUAUGCUGAAAACUGUCAAGAGUUUGAAGUAUCUAUUGAGUUAUUUCAGUGAAUACUAUCAUUGUAUGAGAUAAACUUUUUAACUAUAAGCAGAAUGAGUUGAUAAAUCAAAUCGAGUAAAAAUAAUAAAUUAAUUUUCUAUAAA
Molecule: messenger RNA, 1533 nt
Organism: Nilaparvata lugens (brown planthopper)
Lineage: Eukaryota; Metazoa; Arthropoda; Insecta; Hemiptera; Delphacidae
Gene: Arl5
Product: ADP-ribosylation factor-like protein 5B
Exons: 5
Coding region: 550-1089 (179 amino acids)
Biological process (GO): protein localization to Golgi membrane; vesicle-mediated transport; intracellular protein transport
Cellular component (GO): trans-Golgi network; cytoplasm
Molecular function (GO): GTPase activity; GTP binding
Source: RefSeq, a predicted model, not a curated record